AGAAGGAGACAAAAACAAUAAAAAAAUGGAUUUAUACUCUUACUAGAAGUUUCCAGCCACGGAUAUCUUGUGAAGGAAAGAUAAGCCUUUCAACUGUAUAUAUAUAUAAAGAUAGAACUUUCACGCCCUCCACUACUCUCACUCUUGUAUUUCUUCUCGGCCGACCGACCAGUGUUCCCAAGCAUGAAGCUAAUUUCCGGAGUAAAGAAGAAAGCAAAUCACAGUCGUCACCAUCAGGGCCUUUUGAACAUCUUCUAAUUCUCUAUCAAUUUCAUAAAUCUGGCCUUUUAUGAUCUUUAAUUUCAUUAUGGAUCCUCCUUCUAAUUACCCAAUAAAGACAGAGUAUUAUUCUGAAGACCAACCUGGAGUGGAUGUGAGCUCAUCUUCCUACUCCGGCGAACUGAAUCAAUCGCCGCCGCAGCCGAUGGAGGGGUUGCACGAUGUGGGUCCACCGCCCUUUCUGACGAAGACGUUUGAAAUGGUGGAGGAUCCGGCGACUGAUCAAGUAGUGUCGUGGUGCAGAGGAGGGCAGAGCUUCGUCGUUUGGGAUCCUCAUGCUUUCUCUUCAUCUUUUCUUCCCAAAUUCUUCAAACACAAUAACUUCUCCAGCUUCGUUAGACAGCUUAAUACCUAUGGGUUUAGGAAGAUAGAUCCAGACAAAUGGGAGUUUGCCAAUGAAGGGUUUGUUCGAGGACAGAGAAAUCUGUUGAAGACCAUCAAAAGGAGGAAAGCUCCACCACAGGUUAUACCUCCCCAGAACCAGCAAACCAUAAUAACCCCUUAUGUCGAGUUUGGACGGCUCGGAUCAAAUCAGGAAGUAGAUUGUUUAAAGCGCGACAAGCAGUUCCUGUUGAUGGAACUAGUGAAGCUAAGGCAGCAUCAACUGGCUACAAGAUCGCAGCUUCAAUCAAUGGAGACAAGGCUUCAAGGAGCUGAGAGAAAGCAGCAGCAAAUGAUGAGUUUUCUGGCGAAAGCUAUGCAGAAUCCGGCAUUUAUUCAACAGCUCGUCCAGCAGAAGGAGAAGAAGAGAGUAAUUGAAGAUGACAUUAAGAAGAAGAGACGUAGACCUAUUGAUCAAGGGACUAGUACUGGCGUAAAGGCUGAGCCUUUGGAAGUUGAAGACCCUUUUUUUCAAGUUUCAGAGCUUGAAGCACUUGCCAUGGAAAUGCAGGGGAUUGGAAGGGGAAGAAAAGAACACGUUGAUAGAGAGGAAAGAGUUUCUGAUGAUGAUGAUAAAGAACUUGAUGAGGGUUUCUGGGAGGAGCUGCUGAAUGAGAAGUUUGAUGAAGAAGGAAGCCAUGAUGAAGAGGAAGAAGAUGAUGUUAAAAUUUUGGUUAACCAAUUGGAUCACUUGGUUCAAAUUAAAACCACAAAGGACCGGUUUGUUUAAUCAUUAGUCUAGAACACUGUUUUAUUUUUUUUCCUUUUAUUGUAGACCCCUCAUUAUUUCUUUGUUCAAUUUAUGUAAAAAAGAAUUCUCUUUCUCU
This is a messenger RNA of Impatiens glandulifera, 1487 nucleotides long. RefSeq names its product heat stress transcription factor A-2c-like. Gene Ontology annotation, biological process: regulation of transcription by RNA polymerase II. Gene Ontology annotation, molecular function: DNA-binding transcription factor activity; RNA polymerase II cis-regulatory region sequence-specific DNA binding. The coding region runs from base 290 to 1390 and encodes 366 amino acids. Lineage: Eukaryota; Viridiplantae; Streptophyta; Magnoliopsida; Ericales; Balsaminaceae. The record is from RefSeq and is a predicted model, not a curated record. The transcript is spliced from 2 exons. Gene Ontology annotation, cellular component: nucleus.